GGAUUUUCGUGUCUGGACCUGCUGAACGCGGGCAUGAAGCAGUCCGGAGUGUACUAUCUACAAAUCCGUGGUACGGCGUACUGGUACCUGAAGGUGUACUGCGAACAGGAGAUUGCGGACGGCGGUUGGACGGUCAUUCAAAGAAGAGACGAUAUCGGUGACCCGAUACGUGAAAACUUCAACAGAGACUGGACCGAUUAUAAAAACGGAUUUGGCGAUCCCACAAAGGAGUUUUGGAUGGGAAAUGAAAACAUUUAUAUGCUGACCAGCAACGACGAAUACAUGCUGAGGAUCGAGUUGGAAGAUUUCGAAGGAAAUAGAAGAUACGCUCAAUACUCUCAUUUCAAAAUUUACUCGGAAUCUGAGUACUACAAGUUGGAAAUCGACGGAUACGAAGGCAACGCGGGAGAUUCAUUGAACGACCCGUGGUAUGGAAGCAAUAACAGUCCGUUCUCCACGUACAACAGAGAUAAUGACCGAUCAAGUUUGAAUUGUGCGUCGAUGUUGAAAGGAGGAUGGUGGUGGAAGUCGUGUGGCAGAGGACUCAACGGAUUAUAUUUGAACGAUCCACAAGACUUAACGGCCAGACAAGGAAUCGUGUGGUUCCGUUGGAGAGGAUGGGAUUACACGCUGAAGAAAGCACAAAUGUUAAUCAAACCAAAGGUCACCGUUAUUCCGCCACUGCCCGUCGUCAAUGCCGUUUGAACGACGAAAAGAUGUUUUGGUGUCAUAAACAACGAGCGCGAACAAUCUAAUGUUAGUAAAAGAAGAAGAACAGAUUUGGAAGUAAACCAUCGACAAAACAUCGUGGCGUUUUUAAAUUAGGCUCAAAACCAUUACUAUUCUGUUUUUUUCAUUCACCUUAAAACGAAUUUUAGUAAGUCUAUGGUAAUAUAACAACCAAUUUUUUUAUUUUAAUUUUUUUUUCUUCUUUUUUUUGUCGAAUCAGAA
This is a messenger RNA of Sipha flava (yellow sugarcane aphid), 951 nucleotides long. Its product is annotated as techylectin-5B. The record is from RefSeq and is a predicted model, not a curated record. NCBI's taxonomy places the organism in Eukaryota, Metazoa, Arthropoda, Insecta, Hemiptera, Aphididae.